Molecule: messenger RNA, 2629 nt
Organism: Pollicipes pollicipes
Lineage: Eukaryota; Metazoa; Arthropoda; Thecostraca; Pollicipedomorpha; Pollicipedidae
Product: wolframin-like
Exons: 4
Coding region: 179-2629 (816 amino acids)
Biological process (GO): endoplasmic reticulum unfolded protein response; calcium ion homeostasis
Cellular component (GO): endoplasmic reticulum membrane
Molecular function (GO): metal ion binding; protein binding
Source: RefSeq, a predicted model, not a curated record
AACACAGCGAACGCGAGGUGGGGCGGUUGGUGGUUAAUUCCCCGGACGCCGCCACCAGAGUAGGGUUGGCUGUGGCUAUUCCAGAGGCCUGUGCAGUUGCUGUGUGUCUGUGUACACUCAUCAGGUCAGCUAAGUGGCUGACCAGUCUGCUGAGCAGGCCCUGAGCAAUCAUCCCAAGAUGGCGGGCACUGUGCCUGACGGAGAGGCGUCCGGCCGGCGCGGCUCGCGCAAACAGUGGACUCUGCACGACGGACCGCAAGGCUCGCUGCGUCGGCUGCGCAGUAACCUGGCAGAGGACGGCUGCGAGGAGUCGCAGCUGGUGUUGGCCAAGCAGCUGCUGGAUGCGCCGGCCGCGCCCUCUGAGGCCACCCAGAAUUAUGUCCAGGCUGUCUAUUGGUUGACCAAGGCAUCCGAGCAGGGCAAUGCUGAGGCUACCGAGCUGCUGCGCGAGUGCUUUGACCGGGGCCGCGGCAUCACGGACCAGAACUACAUCGACGUGAAGAACUGUUUGGACAUGACGCAGGAGGAGAAGCUUUCGCGCCGUGCUGCCCGCGAGCUCUUCUACACGAUGGCCGACGGUCAGGACUUCAUCACGACGGCGCAGCUGCGCAGCCGGUUGCAGCGGCUCACCAGCCAGGAGCGGCGCGACCUGGAGCGUCCCGCGCCUGCCGCGCCGCCGCGCGCCGCCGACGGUGACCAGCCAGCCGCUGAGGCCGAACCACCCGCUGAUGGCGGCGGCGACGGCAACGGUGACGGCAGAGAUCAGGGCGAGGGCGUAGCAGCGACGGCGCCGGCGGCCGAAGACGCGACGGACACGCCGCGCACCAUCUCCUUCCUGAGCCACAUCGGCGGCGAGAAGCUGUCUGAGGACUCGCUGGUGGCGGCGGCGGCCAACUUUGUCAACGGCGACCUGCCCACCAUAAACAAGUUCCUUAAGGUCAGCGAUGACGAGACUGCUUUCCAGGAAAUGACGCUGCUGGAGAAGGUGAUGUUCCAUCCGGUGCGCUCCGUCAGUUACGGCUAUCACAAGAUGAUCGAGACAAUGUCAGAGCGCGGCAACGCCUUCCUGCUCUCGCUGAUCCCGACUACGCAACUGAAGACGAUCCUGGUCGUGUUCCUUGUGUCCUUCGUCGACGUCCGCAUGCUGCGCUUCAUCCUGCCGGUCAUCGUCCUGUACGUCGCCCUCUUAGUCAUGGUCAUCUCCACGCUGCAGAUGCUACAGCUUCACGAGGACCUGGGCAAUUUCCGCAUCUGGUCACAGGUGAUGAAGAUUAUCAAAGACGACCUGAACACGCAGCUAGCCGAGGCCAAGUUCUGCUGGAAGAACCUGUACCCGUACGGGCGCUUCUUCGUGGCGAUGGCUGCGACGGUGACGGCGCUGCAGUACACGCCUGACUCGAUGGUGCUCAGCUCCGAGAUCACUGCGCUGGCCGCCCUCAUGACGGCCAUCACGUUCAUCUCGCUCAGCGAGCGCCACCAGCGGCUGGCCUGGCUGUCGAUGGUGCUACACGUGACGCUGUCCUGUCUGCACCUGUUCCCGACGCUGAGGCCUGCGCCGGCGGCCAGUCUGCAGCUGGCGCCCGGCCUCUUCCUCGACUUCUCGUUGCUGGCUAUCCUGCACCUGGCCACGCUCGGUUGCUACGCCACGAUGGCGGCGCAGGACAGGUGGCGCGGCACUUACAAGGUGCUGAUCCCGCACCUGGCCUCGGUCGUCUGGUUCCAGACCGCCAUUCUGUUUGCCGGCGACGCCUCCACCGGUGGCGUGCUGCGCGCUGUCGGCACCUUCUUCGGCACUGUGUUUGCGCUCCCCAUCAUCGGUGGCUUCCUGCUGCUAUUCCCAGCUGUGGCACUGGGCCGUCACCUUUACCAAGCCGGCUUCCUGCUGCAGGCGGUGGUGACGGGCGCGCUGCUGGCGCUGCCGUUCGGCCUGGCCUUCUUGCGCAGCCGGCACGCCUCGCUGACGCGCGUCAUCUCGUCGUACCAGGUGCUGGUGCUGGGGCUGGGCCUGCUGUCGCUUCUGCCGGCCGUGCAGAUCACGUAUCUGACGACGCCACCGCCCACCGACGUGCAGCACGGCUGUCAGCUGCUGGAGGGCGCCACCGUCGAGUGGGAGGGCACCGUGGCCGACGUGCGCGUCCAGUCGGCCGAGAACAAGCUGCAGGCGCUGAUCAGUUUUCCUGCCGUCGGAGACUGCAACGCCGAGCUGAUGGACGAGGUCAGCUUCAGCCGCUGCAAGACGGCGCACACCGUCAUGACGUCACGAUGCACGUUGCGCUCCUGGAACCGCUACCAGUUUCACAUUGUGGUGCACAUGCCAGCUGGCUACCUAAACGUCAGUCCGGCUGAUGUUUACCUGGCGGCCGACAACCAGUUCCAGGCGUUCGGACUGAACCUGCGGGCGGGCGACCGCGUGCAGUACCGCGGUCAAUUGAGCGCCGGCCUGGGCACGACGCGGCCGCAGCUGCAGCUGACCGGUCUGCGCUGCCUCAGCUGUACCCAGGAGAUCGCCCCCAUACUGGAGGUCACCCAGCGCGACGUCGUCAACGAGCUCGUCACCAGCGCCGGCGCCGUCUUUAACUUCGUCUGCUCGCCGCUGCUGCGCUACGAGAAGGACCCAGCCGCCACCUGA